CAAUAAAAUCAGAUAUAGGUAGAUAUCCACCAGCAAAUGUGAAGAACUGACACUAGCAAUAUCUCCUAUAUCUACCCCUUCAUUCACGGAGUUAAGUCUAUCGUAUCUGGUGCUGUUGGGAUUUUGAACUACUAAGCCACGACGUCCCGAGGAAAAACCUUGCUUCUGCCAGUUCCACUCUAAUUACACGUUGAGGCAUGUCGAACGUAUGGUUAAAUAAAUUUCUCUUACCAUCUUUGUACAUUGUGACCGAGGAGGAAAACGACUCUCGUCCUGGUUGCAGUUGCGAUGGAGAUAACGACAAGCCUUCGUCUGUGAAAUUGACGGUUUCCAACCUUGCCUUGGAAGAUGAGUGUUUGAGAAUAGACUGAGGAGAUAACUUCGGAUAUUUCCUGACACCCAGUGCUUCAGAGACUGGCGAAAAGACAUCCCUAAGCAAAGGUGCAUUCAGGAGUUGAGACUCUACGGGAGACUUCAAAUUUUCUGGAUAAGUUCCCAUAUAAGAGGCCUGAGAGCCAGGACUCUCUGCAUCAGCGUGGUGACGUCGAGAAUUUUCCACGAGCAUCGUG
This is a messenger RNA of Serpula lacrymans var. lacrymans S7.9, 569 nucleotides long. RefSeq lists its product as uncharacterized. The coding region runs from base 198 to 371 and encodes 57 amino acids. The record is from RefSeq and is a predicted model, not a curated record. The transcript has a single exon. NCBI's taxonomy places the organism in Eukaryota, Fungi, Basidiomycota, Agaricomycetes, Boletales, Serpulaceae.